Phytomonas sp. Hart1 is the source of this 1329-nucleotide messenger RNA. The record is from the annotation of a GenBank genome assembly. NCBI's taxonomy places the organism in Eukaryota, Euglenozoa, Kinetoplastea, Trypanosomatida, Trypanosomatidae.
AUGGCGGCCAACGCGGUAUUGCGGCUGAUCCUGAACUACGGCGUGGACCCGGGGCGGAUUGGUUUUCUCGGGCUCGGGACGGAAAGCUCCUCGGACAACUCCGCCGGCGCGAUUAUUAUUAAAGGGAUGGUGGACAAGAGCCUCGAGGUCCUGCGGCUGCCCCCGAUCUCGCGGCAUUGCGAGGUGCCGGAGUUCAAACACGCCUGCCUGGCCGGCGUGUACGCCAUGGAGAGCGCGAUUCGGUUUUGCGCGUCGGAUGGGCGGGACCGGCUGGCGAUUGUCGUGGCCUCGGAUAUCGCGGAGUACGCGCUGGGGUCGACCGGGGAGCAAACGCAAGGGGCCGGGGCCACCGCGCUUUUGGUCGAACGCGAGCCGAAACUCUUUGAUGUGCAAUUGCAAUACGCCGGGUCGGCUUCGGACUACCGCGGGCCCGAUUUUCGCAAACCGCACCGGCGGUAUUUGAUGAACCUCGCGGAGUACCGCGGGACGAACGCGGAUGGGAAGCUCUCGGACUUUCCAGUUUUUUCCGGCCCCUAUAGCACCUUGGUUUAUCAGGAGGAGGUCAUGGUCGCGGUGGAGCGAAUGCUCGAGCGGCUUGGGGAGGCCCCUGGGAAGUAUUACGACGAGGUCACCGCAUUGUUUUUUCAUCGGCCGUAUAAUAUGAUGCCGAUUCAGGCGAUGUCUUUUCUUUAUACCCGCGCCCUCGCCCGGGCGACCUCGGAUGAGCACAUCUCCUACUUGAAAGAGCUUUGUCUGAAGGCCGGGGUGGAGCCCACGAGUGUGGUGGCCGAGCUCGACGCCUGCCCGAACUAUUUCAAAGAUAUCGAAUCGGGCAAGGAGCCGGUGGAUGCCUUUCCAAAUACCGGCAAAGUCGCGAAGGUGCUUCGUCGGGAUGAGCGCUUUAGCAAUCUCCUUGAGCAGAAGAUGAGCCUUGGCAGCAAGACGAUGGGUAAUUUCGGGAAUUUGUACACCGCCUCGCUGCCUUGCUGGAUUGCCUCCGGGUUCGAGGAGGCCUAUAAGGGAAAAUUUGAGAUCGCGGGGAAGCCGAUGGUGAUGGUGGGUUACGGCAGCGGGGAUGCGAGUAUGGCGAUCCCAAUCGUCCCUGUCGACGGUUGGGAAAAGGCCGCGGCAAAGAUUAACGUUGAGGAGGCCUUGAGCAAUAAUAUUAAUAUCACUAAGGAGCAGUAUGAGGCACUCCACAAAGGUUCUCAGAAGGUUGAUCUCGCGGAGGGAAAACGCAAGAUGGAGUUCGUGAUUGACCGGAUGGGAAUUCGAAACGAGGAGGCUUUUCAGGAUAUUGGUGUCGAGUAUUAUCGCUUUAUUUCAUAA